This is a messenger RNA of Helianthus annuus (common sunflower), 3912 nucleotides long. Its product is annotated as histone-lysine N-methyltransferase ATX4. Gene Ontology annotation, biological process: regulation of transcription by RNA polymerase II. Bases 375 to 3641 code for a protein of 1088 amino acids. The record is from RefSeq and is a predicted model, not a curated record. NCBI's taxonomy places the organism in Eukaryota, Viridiplantae, Streptophyta, Magnoliopsida, Asterales, Asteraceae. Gene Ontology annotation, molecular function: protein binding. The transcript has 22 exons.
ACUGUAAAUAAAUCUUAAUCUUAAUCUUUCUUCCCUAUUUUUAUAAUCUCUCUCUGUCACAUGAAUUCGGGUUAUCUUAACGUUUGUUUCACGAAAUAAAGAUUGUAUCUCUCUGUUUAAUUUCCCUAAUUUUAAUUUUAUUUUAAAUAACAACAACAACUCAUCUUCUUAUUUUAUCAGUUGUUCCAGAAAAACAGAGAGAGAGAAACAAAGAUCCCCUAAUUCACAAAAACCUUGAAAUUUUCCACCGAUUUCAUCAAAUUAAAGUUGAAAUUCUCUUGCCUUUCGUCGUUUCCGUUGAUUAAUCCAACACCCAUUUCGUAUUUCACCCCCUUUCUUUUCCAAUUUUGAAUUUUCAAGAUUAGGGUUUCGGGAUGAUUAUCAAGAAGAAGUUGAAAUCGGCAAUGCCGAGUUUGAAGCGGUGCCGAGUUACUGAGUCAGGUGGUGAUAACGACGACGAGUUGUGUAGAAAAUCACGGAAAAAACGGAAGAGUAACAACAACAACAACAAUAAUAACUGUGGGUAUUAUCCUCUGCAUCUGCUUGGUGAGGUGGCUGCAGGUAUGAUUAGUUUGAGUGAAUUGGGGUUUCACUUUGCAGCCGGUGUAAUCCCCGGGUUCUGUAGUGAUUCGGGUGCGGUGGUGAUCGUUGACUCGAACCCGAACGUGUCGAAGCGACCCGAGGCGGAAGAUAACUGUAAUGGGAAUGGUGAUGGGUCGGUUCGGGCUGCGCCUCGGCCGCCUUUGGUGAGGACAUCGAGAGGGCGGGUGCAGGUGCUUCCGUCUCGGUUUAACGAUUCGGUUCUUGAUAAUUGGAAGAAGGAAAAGAGUAAACUUGAUGGGAAUCAAGAUGGAAGCUUUGACCCUGAGUUUGCACCAAGUAAGGAGAAAUCAAGUUUCAAGAUUCCUAAACAUAGGGAUCAGGUUCAGGUUAAGAAGUAUAAUGGGGAUAAAGUUAGCUAUAAGUAUCGUAAAUCGUUGCCCAAGUUUGAAGAGUUUGAAGAAGAAGAUGAUGAUGAUGAGUACCCGAGUUUUGAGAUGAAGAAGUAUUCAAGAUUUAGUGAACAAGGUGGUGGGGUUACGAAAGCGGUUGAGAAUGUUAGAGUGUUGGAUGAGUUUUCUCCGGGUGAUAUCGUGUGGGCGAAAUCUGGGAAGCAUUAUCCGGCUUGGCCCGCCAUUGUUCUUGACCCAGAAAUCCAUGCUCCGCAACAGGUUCUUGGAUUUCGGAUCGACGGUGCUUAUUGUGUCAUGUUUUUUGGAUACUCUGGAAAUGGUACACAAAGGGACUAUGCGUGGAUUAAAAGCGGGAUGAUAUUUUCGUUUGUGGAAAAUGUUGACAGGUUUCAGGGUCAAACCGACUUAAAUGAUAGUGAACCGAGUGUUCUUCGUUCAGCUAUAGAGGAAGCGUUUCUAGCAGAGCACGGUUUUACCGAAAUGUUAAUGGUCGAAAUUAACGCAGCAGCUGGUAAUUUGGAUUAUCUUGACUCUAUUCCCCACGGGUCAAAUCCGGAACACAAACGUGUUCAAAAACAGGCAAGUUUGAAUCAGUGGUUACUCAAUCGUUUGCAAGUUGUACGUUUGUUAAACUUGUUUAUGUUUUUUUUUUUUUUGCAGGAAAUUAUUAAAAGGCGGUACACACAGUCUUGUGAGGGCUGUGGGUCAACCAUCUCGCUUAGAAUGUUACGUAAAAUGAACGAAACAGAUCCUAAUAACCGUCUUCUUUGUAAUACAUGCACCAGGUUGACGAAAUUAAAACAUCUUUGCGGUAUAUGUAAAAAAAUAUGGAAUCGUUCCGAUACCGUUCGCUGGGUACGUUGUGAUGGAUGUAAGGUGUGGGUUCAUGCGGAAUGUGAUAAAAUCUCCGGUCAUCAUUUCAAGGAUCUUGGAACAAGCGAUUACUACUGCCCAGACUGCAAAGCAAAGUUUAAUUUUGAAUUAUCGGAUUCAGAAACUUAUCAGCCUAAAAGCAGAUAUAAUAAAAAGCAGGAGUCAAUGGUGCUGCCCGAUAAGGUCACGGUUAUUUGCACAGGGGUGGAAGGCGUAUACUAUCCGAGCCUGCAUUUGGUUGUGUGCAAGUGCGGAUCUUGCGGGACACAAAAGGUGGCACUUAGUGAAUGGGAGAGACAUACGGGGUCAAAAGUUAAAAAUUGGAAAACGAGCAUCAAAGUGAAGGGUUCGUUGCUGCCACUAGAACAAUGGAUGCUGCAGGUAGCUGAGUAUCAUGCUCGUGCUGUUGUUUCUGUGAAUUCUCAAAAACGCCCUUCGUUAAAAGCACGAAAGCAGAAAUUGCUUAGUUUUCUUCAAGAAAAAUACGAACCGGUAUAUGCGAAGUGGACAACCGAACGUUGUGCUGUAUGCCGUUGGAUUGAAGAUUGGGACUACAACAAAAUCAUCAUAUGCAUCAGGUGUCAAAUAGCGGUGCACCAAGAAUGCUAUGGGGCAAGAAACGUUCAAGAUUUUACUUCAUGGGUUUGCCGGUCCUGUGAGACACCGGAUAUUGAGCGAGAAUGCUGUCUCUGCCCUGUAAAAGGAGGUGCUUUGAAGCCUACUGAUGUGGAGCCCCUAUGGGUUCAUGUAACCUGUGCUUGGUUUAGACCAGAAGUUUGCUUUGCGAGUGAUGAGAAAAUGGAGCCUGCACUCGGAAUUUUAAGUAUCCCCUCAAACUCAUUUGUAAAGAUAUGCGUCGUUUGUAAGCAAAUUCAUGGAUCUUGUACACAAUGCUCAAAGUGUUCCACGUAUUAUCAUGCAACAUGUGCGUCAAGGGCUGGCUACCGAAUGGAGUUACAUUCCCUGCAAAAGAACGGGAAGCAGAUCACACGGAUGGUGUCUUAUUGCGCUUAUCACAGGGCUCCGAAUCCAGAUACAGUCCUAAUAAUACAAACACCAGGAGGGGUGAUUUCCGCUAAAAGCCUGAUACUAAACAGUAACAAAAACGGUUCAAGAUUGAUUUCAUCACGAAGAUCGCAACUUCUAGAAGCUCCAGUCCCCGAAACUUUGACCGAGGCUGAACCAUUUUCUGCAGCAAGGUGCAGGGAGCACCAGAGAUCACACAAGAAGAAUGGAGAGGGGCUAAUUAUGCACCGAAUUACUCGGCCAUGUCAUCACUCCUUAACCGCUAUACAACAGUUGAAUAGCCUUAGGGAGAAGCAAGAACCUCGAAGUUUUUCUACUUUCAGAGAAAGACUGCGUCAUUUACAGAGAACUGAAAAUGAUCGCGUUUGCUUUGGAAAAUCAGGAAUUCAUGGAUGGGGUCUUUUUGCACGUCGAAAUAUCAUGGAGGGUGAAAUGGUUUUGGAAUAUCGCGGUGAACAAGUUAGGCGUAGUGUUGCUGAUUUAAGGGAAGCGCGUUAUCGAAGAGAAGGAAAAGAUUGCUAUCUGUUCAAAAUUAGUGAAGAAGUCGUUGUAGAUGCGACCGAUAAAGGAAACGUAGCCCGCCUAAUUAACCAUUCUUGUAAUCCAAACUGCUAUGCAAGGAUUAUGAGUGUGGGCGGAGACGAAAGCCGAAUAGUACUUAUUGCAAGAACCAACGUGACCACCGGUGACGAAUUAACAUAUGAUUACUUAUUUGACACGGAUGAGAGUGAUGAAUGCAAAGUCCCAUGUUUAUGUAAAGCGCCGAAUUGCAGGAAAUUUAUGAAUUAGAGAGGUAGCGAUAGCGGAAAAGUAGUACAGAAAUGACAAAGGAUGAGCUCUUCAACUAACUUGUAAUUUUUAAAAAUUUUUCUUUUUGGUAAUAAGAAUGUUAGAUAUAGAAGAAGACCAGCAGGCAGUGUAGGAAGUUAUACAUUGAUAGUUAUGGUGUUCUGUUUUCAGUUUUAUGAAAUUUUAAAGUGAGCCAAAUUGUUAAUUUUACAUUCUUAAAAACCAGUUCAUAUUGACAUAUAUUAAAAAAACUAGACAGAAUUGCCACUUA